Bradysia coprophila is the source of this 1544-nucleotide messenger RNA. It is a transcript of the gene Atg4a, whose product is annotated as Autophagy-related 4a. Gene Ontology annotation, cellular component: cytoplasm. Gene Ontology annotation, molecular function: cysteine-type endopeptidase activity; protein-phosphatidylethanolamide deconjugating activity. Gene Ontology annotation, biological process: autophagosome assembly; mitophagy; protein delipidation. The record is from RefSeq and is a predicted model, not a curated record. Lineage: Eukaryota; Metazoa; Arthropoda; Insecta; Diptera; Sciaridae.
AAGAGAGAUGGGAGGGGAUUGACGUUUUGCCCGUUUUGCACAUCGAUAUAUACAUUUUUCAAUAUUCUUGUAUGUCACCAUUGUUGUUUUCUUUUAUUCUACUGAAGACGUAUCAAAAACAAACAGCAAAAUUCUUUAUCUAGCUGUCGUAUUGGUUUUGUGUGCAAUUUUGUGGUUAGCUAUAAAAUAUCCACAAUCAUUUGCCAAUAUAGAUCGAAUCAGCAGCUUGUAUGCCAAUGUUAUCAGGAAGAUGGAUAGCGUAUUUGAAGCGUACCUAGGCCAGGAUGCUGGAAUUUUAUCGGAGCCAGAUGAUAUACCCAAAACUAAUGAUCCCGUUUGGAUAUUGGGCAAGCAAUACAAUGCAAUUCAAGAAUUGGAAACGAUAAGACGAGAUGUCCAGUCAAGACUCUGGUGCACAUACCGACGUGGCUUCGUUCCUAUUGGCAGUCCUCAAUUAACUUCCGAUAGGGGCUGGGGUUGUAUGUUGCGUUGUGGUCAAAUGGUGUUAGCACAAUCGCUUAUUGAUUUGCACUUGGGAAGAGAUUGGUUCUGGACGCCAACGACACGGGAUCCGACUUAUUUGAAAAUUGUUAAUCGAUUUGAGGACGGCCGCAAGAGUCCGUUUUCGAUUCAUCAGAUUACGUUGAUGGGUGACUCGGAGAAUAAAAAAGUUGGCGAAUGGUUUGGACCAAAUACAGUAUGCCAGGUCUUAAGAAAACUAGUCAAAUACGAUGAUUGGUGUUCAAUAGUGGUACAUGUCGCAAUGGAUAACGUUGUGGUCACUGAUGAAAUAAUUAAUCUCUGCCAAGACAAUCAAGACUCGUGGAAACCGCUCCUUCUGAUAGUCCCUCUGCGGUUGGGUCUAAGCGACAUAAAUCCCAUAUACAUUGACGCACUGAAAAAGUGCUUCGAAUUACCGGGUACAGUUGGAAUGAUCGGCGGGAGACCGAAUCGGGCAUUAUAUUUCAUUGGAUAUGUGGGAGACGAAGCUCUCUAUUUGGACCCUCAUACGACACAAAGAAGUGGAUCGAUCGGAGACAAAUCUACUGAAACGGAAGUGGAAAUGGACGAAACGUUUCAUCAAAAAUACGCUGCUCGGAUCAAUUUCAAAGACAUAGACCCUUCGCUGGCUGUGUGUUUCCUAUGCAAAACAAAAGACGAAUUCACCCAAUUGACGAAACGUUUUCAAAGUGACGUUGCCGACACUGCCAUUCAACCUCUAUUUGAAGUAACAAAGACUGGCCAGGCACCAUGGUUGUCGCGAGCAGCGAAUGAACAAAGCUCGGCUGCUGGAUGUACAGAAGAAGACUUCGAUCAACUUACAAAUAAUGGUGAAUCUGAUGAUGAGUUUGAAUUUAUCACAUAACAUGAUGUGUAGAGUGUAUGUAACAAUGUUCUGAUGGAAGUCUUUCCCGUUGUCUACUUAUGUUUACGUGUGUUGAACGGAGUUUCGUUGCUUUUUUUAAGAAAAAAUUGUUUCGACAAAAAUGUGAAGAACAACCAAUUUAUCAGUUUCGUUUAAUAAAUCAUUUUGACGCACACAA